This is a messenger RNA of Gryllus bimaculatus (two-spotted cricket), 4464 nucleotides long. Lineage: Eukaryota; Metazoa; Arthropoda; Insecta; Orthoptera; Gryllidae. The record is from the annotation of a GenBank genome assembly.
CGCUAAGUUGCCCGAGGGAGGCGCAGCGGAAGGUCGAAAGCGGUUAAAAAAAAAGAGCAGCGCGAACCUCGCCCCUCCACCUCUCGCGGGAGCAACACGUGCGUCAAACGCGAGGCCAGUCUGCGCCGGACCGUCCAGCGAAGACCACGGGCCUCGACGGGGAGACGAAAAAUGCCUUGUCAUAGGUCGGUGUCGACCACGCGUUGAGGACGCCCCCGAAGCACGCCCGCGGAGCAGGACAACAGAAGAAACAUCGACUGAGGGGCUGCAAAGGGAUCGCCAUCUUUGGAGGUGUCUCCGUGGGGACACAAUUCUCGAACAUCACUAAAAGCAUCCGGCCAUCAUGAGAUUCCGAACACCCUGGUCAGUGCCGUUGUGCAUCGUGAUUCUGGCAUGUGGCGAUUUUUUAAUUUCCGCGUCACCUCUCACUCAGAUUGCGUCGGAUCUUGAAAAUGUAUAUUUCCCUCAAGAUACAGACCCAGUAAAAGAUGACGCGAACGAUCUUCUGAUACGUUCAUUCCAAACUGAUGCCAGUGAUUGUCCUGGCAACGGAGACAUGACAAUCCCUCAGGAGAGACUCAACGCUAUAUUAUCCGCUUCUAGGAGUAUUUCAUCUUCUCCAUCAGGACAAGACUCCGCCAGCCGUCUCCUCGCAGGGCCCAACGACGAUCGUGUGGAAGUGGGACGACAACUCGAAAGCAUCGUGGUCCAAGCUUUGGCCAAAGUUCCCAUUCAAAGAGCAACCUUAUUUCAUUUCUUGGCAGCAGCGGAUAGAGUGAACGAAAUCAAUUACCUCUUGGAUGCUGGGGCGGAAGUGACAGUGAACGACACUAAAGGCGAUACUCCGUUGCAUUGGGCAGCAAAAACUGAUGCCGUAGGAGCGAUUGUUGCGCUGUUGAAAUACGCAGAUCCUAAUGUCGCUGGCUACUUAGACCGCACACCUCUGCACGUUGCCGCAGAGAACGGAAACACGAAAGCGAUGAACGCACUGCUACAGGCAGGUGCGGAUAUCGACUCCCGCGACGCAAACGGAUCGACUCCUCUCUGCUUCGCCGCCGGCAAAAACAAUCACGAAGCGCUCGACUUUCUGCUCACCAAUGGCGCCAUAGUCUUACACAACGACGCUCUGCACAAAGCAGCCGAUAACAACAAUGUCAAGGCCAUCCAGAUACUGCUGGAAGCGGGGGCAGACAAGAACGCUCAAGACGCUGAGGGCUAUACGCCUGUCCAUUGGGCAACGAAACAAGGGCGUGAAGACGCACUGAAAGCCCUUUUAGAUGCUACUGUCGACUUGACGAUUAGAGACAAAAAAGGCAGAACCGCCCUUAGCUGGGCAUCUGAAUAUAAUAAUGUUAAGGGAGUAGAAAUGCUAAUUCAGUAUGGAGCACCGAUGACAAUAUCGGAUCGUUACGGUUACUCAGCGUUGCACUGGGCGACGAAGAAAGAACAAUUACCAGCACUUAAAAUGUUAGUCGAUUACGGUGCGAAUAUCCACGACAUUGACCGCUCUUUCAAAAGACCACUUCACUGGACUGCGCGCUACAACAACGUCGAAGGUAUAAAGAUCUUACUCUCUGAGGGAGCGGACAAGAAUGCUCGAGAUGAUCAUAGGUACGCUCCUAUUCAUUGGGCCACUUAUCUGGGGCAUGAUGCAGCUCUGAAAAUUCUUAUAGAUGCAAGAGUGAAUGUAAAUGCUGAGGACAAGUAUGGAAGAACUGCUCUGAGUUGGGUAGCUGAUUACAACAACACAGAAGGAAUAAGAUUACUGUUGAGAGCAGGAGCAUCUUUGAAUUCCCAGGACCAUUCCAAAUACACCCCGCUACACUGGGCUACUAAACCAAAACAGAUAGACGCGCUGAAGGAGUUAAUUCAUGCAGGUGCAAACCUAAACAUUGCAGAUAAGUGGGGCAAAACAGCACUGCACUGGACUGCUCAAUAUAACCACCCGGAGGGUAUUAAUGCGCUGAUAGCAGCCGGAGCUGCAAUGAACUCUCGGGACAACGACAAGUACGCGCCGAUCCACUGGGCGACGUACCUUGGGCACGAGGCCUCCCUGAAAGCCCUUUUGGACGCUGGCGUCGACGUUCACGCGCGCGACAAGACCGGCAGAACGUCCCUCACGUGGGUGGCUCAGUACAACAACACCAAGGGCAUCGGGAUGCUCGUAAAAGCUGGGUCGCGUUUGGAGGAUACCGACAAUUCCGGAUACACCGCGUUGCAUUGGGCCACACGGCCGGAACAAAUAGACGCUCUUAAAGUUCUGGUAAGCCUCGGAGCCAACGUCAAUGCUGCGGAUAAAACAGGGAAAACGCCGUUACAUUGGGCCGCUGCUUACAAUAAUUCGGACGCCAUUGAAUUCCUUUUGGCGAGAGGAGCAGACAAAAACCGGAGAGAUGUAAGCGAAUAUACUCCUAUUCAUUGGGCAUUAUAUUUGGGACACGAUGAAGCGCUGCAAGCUCUUCUAGAGGCGAAAGUCGAUGUGAAUGCACGUGACAAGGAAGGCAGAACCCCACUCAAUUGGGCGGCACAAUACAACAAUUCUAUGGCUCUAAAGAUGCUCGUUAAGGCCGGCGCGCAUUUGGAGGAUCGAGAUAAUUCCAACUUCACGGCUCUCUUUCGCGCCACGAAGCCCGACGCCGUCGACGCGCUCGCUACGUUGAUCAUUCUAGGCGCGAACGUGUCCGCUACAGAUCAUCAAGGUUUUACACCACUUCACUGGGCGGCGCGGUACAACAACCCGGAAGGAAUCAAAUUGUUGCUGGAAGCAGGAGCUGAUAAGAAUGUUCUAGACAACCAGCACUACGCACCAGUACACUGGGCACUGUACGCAGGAUAUGUCCCUUCGCUCAAAGUCUUGUUAAACGGCGGAGUUGACGUCCACGUACGGGAUAGUAGAGGCAGAACUCCUCUGUCUUGGGCGGCCCAGUACGACAACUCCGUAGGUAUAAGAAUGCUCGUGCAAGCUGGAGCGCGCUUAGAAGACGCUGACAACUCUGGAUACACGCCGCUGCACUGGACCACAGAAAAGGGCAAAGGCAACGCCAUGAAAGCGCUGUUAAGACUAGGGGCAAAUGCCAACGCCACGGACAAAAACGGAAAGUCGUCCAUGUGCUUUGUAAAGCAGUACAAAAAUGAGGAAGGCGAAAGCAUACUACUGCGCUUUGGUGCUCGUUCAUGCUAGCAGUAAUUCAUGCUAGCAGAUCUUAUCCAUCGCUAAUUCUGGAAGUAAAAGGGUACUUCUGUAGAAAACAAAUUAACUAGUACGAGAAAUUCCAUUAGUAAAAAAAUAAGAAUUAAAAGGAAACGGCAAAAUUAUUACUUCAAAUACACGUUCACAUUAUUUUUAUUGUUAUAAAUAACAAUAAAAAUCAAAUUUGUUAACAAUAAUUUGUAAAAAAUACUAAAAGUAUAAAAUUCAAAUAGUUUAAGGUGUACUGUUUUCUUCAUGUAAUGAAAGGCAAGGUUAUUAAGAUGGCAUCUACUCUUCAAUUGCAAUCGCAAGAGAAACUUGUGGUUCUACAGAAUGUUACACUCUCUUGUACUCGUUAGCUUACUAAUUAUAGACUGGGCUAGCUUUUUGGUAUUAUUAUUGAGAAUAAACAAAAUAAAAAACUCAACAAAUACUUUUUGGGAAUUUUGUUGAAAAGAUGGUACCAACAGCAAAGAUGUAUGCAAUUUCUAUUUUUUUUUGCUUUUCUGAGAAGAAAGAUCUUUUCUCAGAGGAGUGCGAGAAAUUUAAUUCAUUUCUUUCACUUCGGCAUCUCAAAGACCUCGGCUUUCCUUUUGCCGUUACCUUUCAUCGAUAUCAGGAAGCAUUCAAGGCGAAGAUAAUGCUAUACGAGUUUCCUCAAUUAUUAUCUUCUACAUUCGAGUAAAAUAAAUAAACUGACAAUGCAUCAAAAUUCAAGGUAUGGUUGUUGCAAGGAACCAAGCACCAUCAUUAAAGGUCAGGGAAAUCACUAGUGAAUAAGGAAGAGAAUCCUCUGAGUUUGAUACGAGAAGAAAAUGUUUCCAAUAAUAGUACUUUCUUCGUUUUUUUACAUGAUACAGGUAUUUUCCGAUUCUUUGGCAUAUUCUUUACGAUUAAAUAUUGUACGUCUAUGUUGAAAAUAUAAUUCAAUGCAAUUUACAUAAAUUACUGUAUCAUCUUAAAGUGAAUAAAUAAUAAAAAAGUGCUGAGGCAAAAUGUAGCAUCUAUAAGAGUAUAAAUAAAAUAUAUGAAAAGAAAUUUGUCCUGUACAUUUAUUUUCCGUACGUAGGAUGUCCGGAAGCUCACGUUUCAAUAAAUUCCACAGAACCUGUGUUAAUGUUCAUAACAAAUGGCAGAUCCAUAUUUUCCGAAAAAGUUGAGUUUGUAUGAUAUUUUUGGUCGCUAAAUUCAAACCAGCAAAUCUUUCGGACGCAAUUGUUUGAACUGUGCGCUCAGAAAGAAACUCAAUACCAACGCACUUAUCGACUUGCGAC